AUGUCGUAUGUGGGCAUGGGCGGUGAUUACAUCGCCACGACCACUUACCAGUACGUUGGCCAGGGUGCUGGCACCUUCACCGUGGUGCCGAUCCCCGCGGCCGGGUGCAGUCCAUGGUGGCUGUGUUGCUUCCUGCCGCUGCUCUUGACCCCCCUCCUCUUCUUCGCGGGGACCACCACCACCACGACCACGACCACAACGACCCCUGCCAUCAUCACCCUGCCGCCUCCGGACGUCGUGCCUACGCCGCCGCCGAAGCAGUGCUGCAUCGACAUGUGCAACUGUGCCCGCGAUGGGACGCAGUGA
This is a messenger RNA of Prorocentrum cordatum, 306 nucleotides long. The record is from the annotation of a GenBank genome assembly. Lineage: Eukaryota; Dinophyceae; Prorocentrales; Prorocentraceae.